CAUCUUCUGGUCUUUUAUACAUCCACUAUACUAAUAUUACUUUUCAUCAGUGUCCUGGGUGCCUCAGGUUCAGGAAAGAGCAAUAUCAUCAACAAACUUAUUGGAAUACCACCACAAUCAAGUGUAGAUGCAGUUGCCUGCGAGGGAACUGUCAGUGCCUUUGCUCGCAUCCGAAAGGGAAAGUGCUUUGUCUUUAUGGACACACCAGGGUUUGAACCCCUCAGGUAUAAAGACAUAUUAAUUCAGUUAGGUUUCAUAUAUCAGAAGUCUGUGAGGCUUACAGGUGUGAUCUACACCCAUUAUAUAAUGGCCAGGAGGACUGCCACUGAAGAAGGCAACCUCAGAGUGUUAGCCAAUAUGUGUGGGAGGGAGGCAAUUGAUCAAGUGCAGCUGGUGACAACUAUGUGGGAUAAAGCCUAUUUCUCAAGUGCCCUCUGGGCAGAAAAUGAACUAAAAGAAGGAUUCUGGAAGUCACUUCUUGAGGCUGGAGCUUGCUGUGGAAGGUUUGACAACACCCCAGAAUCAGCAUGGGCAAUUGUGGAGAGUCUAGGGGUUCAAAAGAAGGGGCUAUUGUUCCAAAGGGAAAUGGUGGACAUGGGAAUUGACCUAUCGAAAACAUCUGCAUUCAAAGAAGUUGGUCAUCUGCCCAAAAUGUAACACAGUACUUGCAAAGAGACUAUUGCUACACACCACCUAGACAUCCACACUUUUGCCAAGAAUUCUUGAUUUUACAGAAGUUUUACAUGAGUGCUCAAGAGCUGAAAAAAUUGUUUGGAC
This is a messenger RNA of Pisolithus orientalis, 777 nucleotides long. RefSeq lists its product as uncharacterized. The annotation marks the transcript as partial. The record is from RefSeq and is a predicted model, not a curated record. Lineage: Eukaryota; Fungi; Basidiomycota; Agaricomycetes; Boletales; Pisolithaceae. Gene Ontology annotation, molecular function: GTP binding. The transcript has 3 exons.